AUGGGGUUUUACUUUAGCAGUUUGCUAGCUGUGAUCUUGGGCACAGUUUGUUCAGCCAGUGCUGACACAACCGACCCAUGUUAUGAAGCCCAAAGAAGGCACAUACUCGAGGUCUAUCAUAAUCCGACUGUAAAUGACUUAACCAAGGAGAGAAAUAUUCCGGAUCUGAUUUCCUUUUAUCUUCGUUACCCCAAUGCUGUUCCUCUGUCCAAUGAAGAUAGGCAACAAUUUGAGAGGUUCAUCCACAACUACAGAGAGUUUCGGAAUGUUUUGGUUGAUGGAGUACCGCCACAGGGAGGAACCAUUGGAUCCAUAUUCGGAAAUUUCAUGGGCAGAGUUGGAUCCCGAUAUAUCAUGUCUCUGUUCAAUAAAAAGCAGGAAGGUCAAGGCAGCCCUGUCUCCAAUUCAACUGUCUUAACAUAA
Messenger RNA from Drosophila biarmipes, 423 nucleotides. Its product is annotated as protein Turandot X. The record is from RefSeq and is a predicted model, not a curated record. The transcript has a single exon. The coding region runs from base 1 to 423 and encodes 140 amino acids. NCBI's taxonomy places the organism in Eukaryota, Metazoa, Arthropoda, Insecta, Diptera, Drosophilidae. Gene Ontology annotation, biological process: immune system process.